Molecule: messenger RNA, 666 nt
Organism: Cooperia oncophora
Lineage: Eukaryota; Metazoa; Nematoda; Chromadorea; Rhabditida; Trichostrongylidae
Source: the annotation of a GenBank genome assembly
AUGGUUUUUUUCAGAGAAAAAAUGCCGCUGACAACUGGUAACCAGCUGACCAUUGAAAAGAGUCCAGCCUAUUUCCACAGCAAGACGGCCGCGGAAGCGAAUUCGAGCGUUGAAUCCUGCGAUGAAGAUCAUAGUUGUCGUAAGGGAUCCAGUCAUGAGAGCGAUCUCAGAUUACACGCAGGCGUCAUCAAAGCGAAAAGCUUUCGGGACGAUGCCUUCGUUCGAAGAUAUGGCUGUGGGCGAUUGCGCGCCGUGGCUUCAAAACAAACUGUUCCUCGAAAGUCGGCGGGGUCAAUGUCGGAUGGGGAGCCAUUCGUAUUGGACUUUAUCAUAACACACAUGAAAAGGUGGCUGGACAACUUUCCAAUGGAGCAGAUCCACAUUGUAGAUGGCGAACGGCUAGUCACACAGCCAGCCUUGGAGGUCAGCCAAACGGAAAAGUUCCUUGGUCUGCAACCAGUUGUAAAACCGGAACAUUUCGGCAUCGAUCCAGUCAAAAAAUUCCCAUGUGUUCGCCGCCCUGAUGGAAGUCUUCAUUGUCUUGGGAAGACGAAAGGCAGGAAACAUCCGCAUGUACGAUCAGACGUCCUUCAACGACUACGUCGGUUCUACGCGCCUGAAAAUCAGAAGUUCUUUCGAAUGAUUAAUCGAUCGCUUGCUUGGUAG